Molecule: messenger RNA, 1919 nt
Organism: Ricinus communis (castor bean)
Lineage: Eukaryota; Viridiplantae; Streptophyta; Magnoliopsida; Malpighiales; Euphorbiaceae
Product: plant UBX domain-containing protein 8
Exons: 12
Coding region: 311-1741 (476 amino acids)
Molecular function (GO): ubiquitin binding
Source: RefSeq, a predicted model, not a curated record
CCGGGAAUUGGGGGGAUAGGGCUUCUUGUGUUGCAGAAGACUAGUCUGUCUGUCUGUCUGUUUACUAAUUAGUAACUAGCUGCUUUGCUCCCUGACGGACACGGUGUAUGCCAAUCAAGCAACUCUUUUGGCGAUAAAGUUGAAUAAAAGCGCGCAAGCAGUGUGUUUCCACUCGCAACACACAAUUCCGUACGUGUAACCCCCCCCAAAAAUCUAUAGGUAUCAUUUCUCUGCCAGCUGAAGAAUCUAAACAAACACACGGCCUCUAUCUCUCUAUUGUCCUCCAACAUUUCUCUCCCUGUCAACGGCAAUGGCGAGACCAACUGCAGACUCAAUCGAUACUUUCAUGAGAAUCACCGGCGCGUCCGAGUCACACGCUGUGCGAAAACUGGAGGAAUAUGGAGGCAAUCUUGAUGAGGCUAUAAAUGCACAUUUUGGUGAAGUGGAAAGAAACCUCACGAAUCCAUUAUCCACUGCUUCUCCUCAUAAUGACUUUGUGAAUACAAGAAAUCAAACUCAAGAUGGUUCACGCGGAAUCUUACCCCUUCUCUCUGCUGCUAGAAGCUUUAAGCCUUCAUUGCUACUUGAUCCCAGUUACAGGAGAAAUCUCUUGAACCAAAUUGGUUCUUCUGUUUUCACCAGUCGUGAGCCACUGUAUACACAGACAGGAAGGUUCAAUAAUGGUUAUCAGCAGCCGUAUCAUUCAGGACCAAUGCCUGCCUUGGAGCAUGCUGAUGGAACUUCAUUAUCUCAUGAUCAUCAAUUUCAUGGAAAUGUCUCAAGAGUUCAUGAAACAAAUCUGCACGGUAAUGAUAUAGAAGAACAAAUGAUUCAAUUUGCCAUUGAGGCUUCAAAGCAGGAGGAAUUAUCUGGUCAUCAGCAAAGGCAUUCCCAUCUGGCAGAUGAUGAGCUGUAUCAUGCAAUAUCAUUAUCCCUGAAGACAGCCAAGCAAGAAGAAGCAAUACGUGAGCUAACAUUAGAGGACCAAAAACAAUUGGUAGUUCGCAAUUCAACUGGAAGAGCUGAGAAAACUAAUGAUAGCAGAUGGCAGCCAGGAAGCUCAUCAUUUCAAGGGGGAGCAGAGGAUUUCCACGAACAGUCAUUGUGGGGUGGCAUUUCUUCCAAAGAGCUUGACGAAGCAAUUCUUCUUGAGGCAGCCAUUUUUGCUGAAACUUCUGAAGGGACUUCAUACCAACGUGCCCCUCAACCACCAACUACUCCAGACAAAAUUAAAGGUCCCUACCCACAGAAAGUACACUGUCGCCCAUCUCCCUCCGUUGUGGAACAGCGGUUACUAUGGGAACAGCAGGAUGAUGAAUAUCUUGCAUCUCUUUUGGCUGAUAGAGAAAAGGAAAUGAAUGCCUUAAAGGAACGUGAAACUUCUUAUGUCAAGGAAGGAGAAUCUCCAAACAAGAUGCUUGACGAAAAGGCAGAAUUUGAAAGAUUAUUAGCUGCAAAAGAAGCUUCACUUCCGCAAGAACCAGCAGUCAAUGAUGAGAAUGCAGUAACUCUUCUUGUUCGUAUGCCAGAUGGCAGCCGUUGCAGUCGUAGUUUUCUCAAGUCUGACAAGCUUCAGUUUCUUUUUGACUUCAUCGAUAUUGGUAGAACCGUGAAGCCUGGAACUUACAGGGUGAUGAGGCCAUUUCCUAGACAUCCAUUUUCUGCAGGUGACAGUUCACUGAGUUUGAAAGAACUUGGUCUGACCAAUAAACAGGAAGCUCUGUUCCUGGAGUUGAUAUAGCUUUGUCAAACUGUUGAAUUAUAGAACACCAAUGUAAGAUUACACUUGUUUGUGCGCCUGUCUUUUUGGUUGGAUAGCUGUAAUCUGAUUACGCUUAAUUAAACCGAUGGGUAACAUAACUGAAACUGAUGGGGUUGAUUGAAAAAGAAAAAAAAAAAAACAUAAUCUGUUUGAAUGA